Danio rerio (zebrafish) is the source of this 2477-nucleotide messenger RNA. The record is from RefSeq and is a predicted model, not a curated record. Lineage: Eukaryota; Metazoa; Chordata; Actinopteri; Cypriniformes; Danionidae.
CCUUGCGCGUCAUGCGCUCUUAUGGCUCGUCUCUCAAGCUCUCAUAUUACUCAUGAAAGUUUUCGGUUUAAUAAUCUUUUAUGACUAUGCUAUCUUUAUCUAAAUUGAAUGCACGAUGGACAUUAUUACCUGCAUAUUUAUGUCACUAUGUCUACUGGUCGCUGAUGGCUUCACUGUUCGUGGUCCCUCUGCUCCUCUGUCUGCUCCUCUGGGAUCUUCAGUGGUUUUGCCCUGUUAUGUUGAUGAAGCUUUACCAGUGGAGGAUCUGGAGGUGGAAUGGAGAAGAGCAGACUCAGAGACUCUGGUUCAUCUGUAUCAAGAUGGUGAGAGUCGAGCAGAGGUCCAGCAGCAGGAUUAUCAUGAUAGAGCUCAUUUCUUUACUGAGGAGAUUCAACAUGGAAACUUCUCCCUCCGUCUGGACAAUCUAACAGCUCAAGAUGAAGGAGAAUACAGGUGUAGAGUUCACAGUCAGCAGGAUUCUGGAGAAACUGUGGCUCAGAUAAAAGUUAGCAAUGAGCGUUUGCUGGUAUCAGGAUCAAAUCGUCCCGCUUCAGCAUAUGUUGGUGAGGACGUGACUCUGAACUGCUCUGUAGACUCUCACAUCACUCCUGAACACAUUGAAGAGGUUUCAUGGUUGAAAACAGAUGAAGAUGGAGAUUUUCUGGUUCUGCUUUACCAAAACAAAGAGACUUUACCAGAUUCAUCAAAUGAACAGUUCAGAGGCAGAGUUGAGUUCUUCACUGCUGAAAUCCCCAAAGGAAACUUCUCUCUCAGACUGAAGAGUGUCAGAACUGAGGAUAAAGGAGUUUACAUGUGUCAAGUGUUUGCUGGAGAUUUAUCAGCCAAUGCUACUGUAGAGCUGGAGAGACUGGGUUUCUCUUCUUUGCACAUCGCUGUGCUGUUUUUCAGUGUUGCUGCUGGAUCUGGAGCUGUUCUUCUGCUCUGCUCUCUGAUCUACUGCAGAUAUAAAAACACAGUCUCCAGCAGCACAAUCUGGAUACUUCAGCUUUCUCUGGUCCUUUUCCCAAACAUCUGUAUGUUCUUAGCCUUCAUCCUUUGGGGCUUUACUGAAGGAUCUUUACAUGAGACCAUCUCCUGCUCUGCUCUUUAUAUUCUGAGGCCUGUCAUGCUGAUCUGGGCUUUGUCCUGUUUGAAGUAUCUUCAAGAGAGCCUUAAACCAUGGACCAGCUUUUUCACACCAACAAGGGAAUUUGCAGUUUUCACACUAGUUGUUUAUUCAGUUCUUUUCUCAUAUGGCUGGAGAAAGAGAGCACAUGAAACAGACAGCACACUUCGUGUAGUUUCUGGAUUCUGCUUUGGAGUUGUUGUGCUGAUGUGCCUCAUGUUGAGUACAGGGGACGUUUUAAGGCUUUUCAAAAGACAAAGAGAGAGAAUCCUAACGCUAGGUUUUGAGAACAUUUGUUGUUUCUUUAUCAUCGUCUCCUUGGUCUUCUUUGAAUUGCUCCAGUUGUUCUCCUCAUUUGGAUUUGCCUCUCUAGGACCUUUUGGUCUUUUUGUUGUGGAGAUUGGUUGCAUGUUAUUGCUUGUCUAUAUGCUGUUUUUUCUUCGUCCACCAGCCAAAUGUCUCUGCAGAACAUGGAUUGUAGCAUUGUGGAUAAUAACAAUAUCAGUUCUGGAUAUCAUUAUAGUCAUUUAUAUUCAUCUGGUUAUAUUGGAAAGGGAGAAAGAGCGCUUGGAGUGGACCUGUGUCAUUUCAUUUCUUCACGUUCUGAAGAUUAUCAUGAUGCUUGUGCAAGUAAAAAAACUUUCAGAAACUCUGAGAAUACGACAGCAGACUGAGACGAGCGAGCAAGGAUCAAACACAUUGUCUCCCUGUAAUGAGGUCAUGUACAUGUUUGGAGCAGUUGGUGUUGUUUUGUUGAGCUCUGUUUCACUGACAGCAGAACUCAUCCUGAAAGCACUAAAUGGAGAGCGUGUCAUUGAAGAUCUGAGAGUCAUCGUCUUCCCUUCUGAAUCUGCUUUUGCCUUUUAUUGGCUGCUGUUACAAACACACGCUCACUUGAAGGUUCUUAUACCAGGAUCUGCAGAUAGUCUAAGGAACAACGCUGAAAGACUUCAACUCAUGAGAACAACCGAAUUGUGAAAUGGAGAUUCUGUCUGCACUUGAUUCUGCUUCUCCAGAUUGACAUAUAAAUCAAUUGUGGUACAUUUUUAAAACUGUGUCUGUUAAUUUAUUCAUCUUUAACUGUGUAUUAGAUAAAAUGAGGGAUCUUUUUGUCCAUGUUUGAGACUACAGCAUUGGUCAGUUACUAUUUUGUUCUAUUUGUGUCUUUGACUUUGAUUGAAUAUUUGUCCAUCGGGUUUUCUGUUCUGUCAAAUGAUGGAAAAGUUAAAGAUUUUGACUGUGGCAGAUUUUUGUUGUCUAUGCAGUAAUUUUUUGUGUAUAAUAUUUCAAAUUAACACUGUCUCAGCAAACUGUAUAUUGUGUUUAUUUUUUUUUCUUUAUUCAAUUCAAU